Staurois parvus is the source of this 304-nucleotide messenger RNA. Lineage: Eukaryota; Metazoa; Chordata; Amphibia; Anura; Ranidae. The record is from the annotation of a GenBank genome assembly.
AUUGUAAUAUGCACCCAGGGGCGUAUUUACCACAAGGCAAGCAAGGCAUUUGCAUAGGGCGGCAUUUUUUUAGGGCAGCACUGCCCCUGGAAGAAGGGACAUAUGUGGCAUGGGGACCAGGUGGGAUCCGAGAGAGGCUGUGGGCUGCUUAAUGGUGUAUGCAAAGCCUAACUGUCAUUCCUGCGGAUGCCCAGAGCUGUGAAGGCGAGUAUCUUUCUCUCUGUUGCUGUGGGGGGCGGGGGGGGUGUUAGUGGAAGGCUCUCUUGGGUGGGGGUGGGGGUGUCAGGCUCUCUCCGCUGGGGGG